CAACAGAAAACAUUUUGAAAGGAAAAAAUAUCGUCCAAAGAUGAAAACUUCGAACUUUAAGCUGAAGACAACAUUCACAGCAAAAAAUGCCGAAAGAGAGAGAAGUCGUGUGAAGUGUUUACGGCAGGCCUUCCAACGGCUUCAGCUCUGUCUGCCAUCAGUGCCUCCAAACACCAAACUUUCCAAACUAGAUGUACUUAUUUUGGCCACAAAUUACAUCUCAUAUCUCACUAAAUUGGUGACCACUCAAGACUCGGGUCUCAACGCAGACAUUGCAUUCAAAUGUGAUCUCAAAUUUUUACAUCCAAUCAAAAAGUGGCCGAUGAGGUCUCGACUCUAUUCAAUGCCCGACUCUAUGGACACAAACGUUGAUAUAAACUGUGCAUUGUCUGAGACAUCGAUUUGUGUGCAACACGUGUUACCACAUCCCAAGACAUUGGAUCCGAUGGCAGCGGCACCGAAGGAAACCGUGAAGACUAUGGCAAUGACUAUACACUCGGCGUCAGGAUUUCGGACAGAUAUGGAGACACUAUUGGCUAAGUUUGAGUCGAAGAACUCAACCAAAUUCAUUGUCUUCAGUCAAUGCUUCCGAGACAUGAGUUUCAGUCUUAUCUUCCGUGGUCGACACAACGACAACGAAAUGCACGAAUUCAUUGACGAGAUUUUUCUGGAAGUGUUGUCACAAUUGGUUAAUCGCGAGCGACCGCUGUGUCAGCGAAUCGGUUCCCUAUAUCUGUUGUACGCCCUAUACGUGAAGCAACCGUUGGAUCAAACGCUCAAAACUCGAUUCGACAUUAAAGUGAGGAUCACUUUGGAUCAGUUGAAGAUCAUUCGCGAGUUCGUCGCCAAAUGCAAAGCCAAUCGUAUUCUGGAUGUGGUCUACGUUUGGUAUAAACUGCUGACAACUGGUGUCCACUUUGUCUUCUUUCGAUACCAAUGCAGCGGUCCGUCGAAUACGCGUUCAAACAAUCAUCACUUCCAAGGCUUCAAGUCUUCCACCGAUAAGGCUAUCAAUGAUCUCAAGAAAUCACUCGAAAGUCGUUUCAAACCCAUUGAGGAAAAUCACAAUCUCUUCGUUGAGUAUAAAGAGAAAGCGUUUAACGGAUCCGAACAUCCGAUUGAAGACAAGCCUAAUAUCAUUAACCAUGACUUGUGGAAGGAUUCGAUGGCAAAUCUGGACAAAUUGGUCCACGACUUCAAGAUCAGUGGCCGCGACACUAAGACUAGGGGUCGGCCAUCCAUUUGGGCCGCAGUUAGACAGGAAGGCGAAGACUCGGCCAAUAAUGUGGACCAAAAUGAUCUCAAAGCGAGCGUCAAGAGGAAGGCUAUCAAAGCCAGGGAUAAGGCGGAGAACGAUAACAGCAUUUUGUGGACCGAAGAUAUCAUUGGAUCGCUUAAGAGAGGAAAAGAACGCAAUAAUCGGCUCAAGACAUGCAAAGAGGAAAUCACUGACGACAUUGAGGACAGUGAGGACACGCGCGGCACCAAAAAGAAGUCCAAACGCGGGACCAGACGUUCCGCUCGAAAGCCAAUCAAAGCCAACAAAUAA
This is a messenger RNA of Medioppia subpectinata, 1549 nucleotides long. NCBI's taxonomy places the organism in Eukaryota, Metazoa, Arthropoda, Arachnida, Sarcoptiformes, Oppiidae. The record is from the annotation of a GenBank genome assembly.